UUGAUAGGGGUAAAUCAUUUGCCAUCAGAGUGGAAAGAGUGCAGUGUGGUAGACAAAAGUGGACAGACAAGUUAAUCAACAACGUUUCAAUUUUGUUAAAUAAUAUGGUGAAAUAAAUAAAGAUCGUAUUAACUUUUUUUAUGCGUGGAUUUAAGAAGCAGGAAAGAGGCAAAAUAAAGGGGACUUAAUAAAAAAAAUUACAGUUUUGUACACAUAGGUACAUAUUUUUGAAAUGCUGUCUAUCGUUGUUCUAGCUAAUACCUUAUAAAUCCUGGUGUAUGCUUUGAGUGGCGUGUAACCUUUUAAAAGAACGUGAAGUUGUGAUAGUCAUAAAAAGUGAAUCACUUACCACUAGCUGCCUCGUCGCUGGAUCACAUUUUUGACCCUUGAACGAUGUGGGAUUUUAAAUUUGUACGAUCGUGAAAUUAUAUCCUAACCGUGAAACCAUUAAUCAAUGCCAAAACACUGCCAAGAUGACGACGUUAAGUAAAAUAUUUAGUUACGAGCAAAUGCAAAACAUAUGUGGAGAGUUUAAGCGAUUAAAAGGCCGAUGCUACCUAGACAAUGCUGGCGCUGCUUUGUUCCCAGAAAGCCUUUUACAUCUUGUCAAUGAUGACUUACUAAAUAAUAUGUACAUGAACACACAUACAGACAAAUAUACAGCAGACUGUGUUGAGCAAGUGAGAUGUAUGGUUUUAAAGCAUUUUAAUACAGAUCCAUCAGAAUACACUUGUAUAUUUACCUCAGGAGCCACCCAGUCACUCAAGUUAACUGCAGAAUCAUUCCAAUUCACUAGUGAUGAUAAUUCCAACUGUGGUUCAUUUGUAUACCUUCAAGAAAAUCACACAUCUGUUCUCGGACUCAGAGAAAUUGCAAAGAGUAAAAACGCAGAUGUGAUUCAUAUUUCACACGAAAGCUUCUUAGAUGCUUUGAACACUUCAAAACCUCAAACCUGGAAGAAACAAAAUAAAAAUAAAGGCAACACGCUUUUUGCAUACCCAGCACAGAGUAAUUUUAAUGGAUACAAGUAUUCCAUAGACUGCAUUGACAAUAUAAAAAAUGGCUGCCUCAAUCAUUGUUUAAAGAAACAACUGUGCACUUUAAGUAAUAACUGGUAUGUGCUGCUUGACACUGCAUCAUAUGUGCCUACAAAUAAACUAGAUUUAUCUAAGAUCCAGCCUGAUUACUUGUGCCUAUCUUUUUACAAAAUAUUUGGCUACCCAACCGGGUUAGGAGCACUAUUAAUAAAGAAUAGUAGUGCAAAUGUUUUAAAUGAUAAACAGUACUUUGGCGGAGGUACAGUGGACAUUGUUUUGAGUACUGAAGAUUUCCAUAUGAAAAGGACAGUCCUUCAUGAAAGGUUUGAAGAUGGCACUGUCAACUUUUUAUCGAUUCUUGCCUUGAAACAUUGUUUUGAUACAAUGCAAAAAUUAAUACCAAAAGUAAUUAAUGAUGACAUUAUGGAUUCUAUAUCAUAUCACACAUUCUCCUUGGCUCAAGACCUCUAUGAACAACUGAAGAAUCUCAAGCAUCCGAAUGGUGCGCCAGCAGCUGUUUUAUAUAUGGAUGACCAGUUUACUGAUAUUAAGAAACAAGGAGCUAUUGUAACAUUCAACCUGUUGAGAGAAGACAGAACAUUCAUUGGAUAUGCAGAGUUCCAACAUAUGGCGGAGCUUUUCAACAUAAACGUGAGAACCGGCUGUUUCUGCAACUCAGGCGCCUGCCAACGCCAUUUAAAAGCGUCCAACAAGGACUUGAAAGACAUGUUCAAAGCUGGCCACAAAUGUGGAGACCAAGUGGAUUUACUUCACGGCAAACCUACGGGAGCUAUAAGAGUUUCUUUCGCGUAUUACAACACGUAUAAUGAUGUCGACACACUGGUUCUCAUGAUCUGCCGUUGCUACCUCAAAAACAAAUACAGAAAACCAAACCGUUACCCUACCAAUAAUAUCAUAACUGUACAGAAUACACUGUACCAAGACGAUACUUUGAAAAUUCCAAUUGAACUCCUAGAAACCGACGAUGUUACUGAUUCUCCGCAAUUAGAAUCUAAAAUAAAAUUAAUAGAAAUGAAUGUAUUCCCCGUAAAAUCAUGUGGGGCAUUCAGAGUUACAAGCAAAUGGAAAAUGGGGCCGAAAGGCUUCGAAUAUGACAGGGAAUGGAUGAUUGUGAAAGACAAUGGAGUAUGUUUGACUCAGAAACAAAAUAUGCUGAUGUGCAUGAUAAAACCGAUAAUAGACUUAAAGAAAAAAUUGUUGAUAUUGAAUUUUAAAGGCAAGGAUCCCAUUUCAAUACCUCUAUACCCCUCAUCAGAAAGUAAACUAAAAGAAUCCAGGAUUUGCAGCUCCAAAGUCUGCACAGACAUUGUCCAAGGCAUAGACUGUGGAGAUGAAGUGGCUGACUGGAUAUCUGAAGCUCUAGAAAUCUCCUACUUGCGACUAGUGAGACAGUCAACAGACAGAAAAAUAAAAAAGAAAGGUGAAUCGGAAACCAAGUUACUCUCUCUAAGCAAUCAAGCACAAUUCCUUCUUAUUAAUAAGGCAACAGUCAGAUGGCUUAAGGAAAAAAUCGAUGAUCCGUUUUUCACUGAUGACGUAGAUCAUUUAACUGAUCGGUUUAGAGGAAAUCUGAUUAUAGAUAUGGAUGAGGAGCUUCUUGAGAGAGAUUGGCAGCGAGUAAUUAUUGGGAGACAGGAAUUUAAGGUGGAAGGCCAAUGUAACCGCUGUCAAAUGGUUUGUAUAGACCAGUCUACCGGUGAGAAGACUGUGGAACCCCUUAGAACAAUCUCAGAACAAUUUGGCGGGAAACUGCGAUUUGGAAUUUAUUUAACAUAUAUUGGUGCAACUGACGGGCCUAGUGAUAGCACGCUGAAAACAAAAUCACCAGUCAAACCAAUAAUCAAUGAUGAUAAUAUAAGCAGGUGAAAUUAAUUAGGAAAUUAGUUACGCUAAUUUUACAAAUAGAAAUGUUUGUAUGCACUUUAGUUGUUUAUUGGUGUUAAAGAUAUCUGGUCUUCACUAGAAUUUAAACUCAAUGGCACUAAAAAACAGGUCUCACAAAUUCUAUACAAAGCUAAGAAAUAAAACUUGCCUCCCGAGUUUGUCAGCUAAAAGAGAAAGCACUAUAUGUAUUAUGGUAUCUAAUUUGUCAAACAUCUACUUUUGAUAACCAAAAUUACCGCAUAAUGUAUGAAACCAUGUCAUCUGCAAUAGCUGUCCAACUCAAAGCACAACUUUGUUUUAGACAUUAUUAUACAAUCAAUGAAUCUCUAAUGCAACUUGACCAAUUUUUAUUGCUAUUGAGUGUAUCUUUAUGUGAGAGGUUGUAAAGUUUGUAGACUUAUGUUUAGCUUAAUAUUGUUAGGUAUGUGCUAACAGCUAUGCAAGUCCAAUUAAUAAAAUACAUUUUGUAUGAACACUGGAUUGAGUCAAUAGAACAUCUAAACUGGACAAGCUGUGAAAACAUUCCAUGUAUGACAAUUUGUAGACUAUUGAUUACAACAUUGCGCCUUAAAGUAUUUUUAUAUUUGGUUUAUUGUUAGAUAUUAUAAGAAGCUAGACUCUGACCAGUGACCACACUUACUUUGCACACUUGGCAAUAAGAAUGCAUACAUAUAGAAUGCAUAUAAGUUUCAUGCUUGACAUAACACUUGGACUGAAAAUGAUAAAUACAGAGCCCAUUCUGUACUAGGUGUUGUUUAUAACCUGCAAUAUGUUAUAAUGUGAAUAUAAUUAGGUCAUACUGAGUAACUAUUACUUGCUUUUACUAUGGGACCAAUCCGGAAGUCGGGAAAAAAAUUGAAAAAUAUACGAAAAAGUCAAUUUUUUUUUCAUGGUUGGUCCCAUAGUGAAUUUGCUCAGUAUGUCAUGUAUAUGUAAAUAUGUAUUUGUAUUAUCCUGGAUCAGCUACAUUUGCGAACACUAUAAUUUUUACUUUCUUUUGGCACAUUAAGUGUAGCUCUAAGAUUUAUUGCUAUUUUCAUAAUGGCUGGGAGGUCAAACUCGAUAAAUCAAAAUAUUUUUUCAUUCAAAUUAGAACUCUAUGUAUGUCACAUAUAGUUCCAAUUUAAAAAAGCCUUUUGGUCGAGUUAUUUGGUUCAAGCACCAGCCCCUCAAAUUAUGUAUUAAAUAUAUUAUCUGAUGGGACAUUUAUUUCUUAUUUUCACAGAUGUGUAUGAAUACAUUUGUUUAUAUGGAUUUUUAUUACAAAAAUUCAAAUUAUUUUUUUUGUUUACAGGGUCAAAUAGAAAUUUGUUUAUAUUGAUUUUUAUUGCAAAAGUUCAAGUUAAUUUCUUUUUGUUUACAGGGUCAAAUAUAAGUUCCUAUGUAUUUCAUAACAUAAGGUACUGUUAUUCAUCAAAGUAUUUGGAAUGGCAUUACUAUGCCUGGAUUUUUGGAUAAUAGUAAAAUGAAAAUCAUAUUAGUUUUGAACUUGCCUUAUUAUUAAGAUGCAUUUAAGACUAGUUUGUUACAGGGAUUUUCAAAGUUAUAGUUAAAUAUAUACAUUAUAUAUUUUAUAAAUACAUAUUAUGAUAUAACACA
Molecule: messenger RNA, 4541 nt
Organism: Cydia pomonella (codling moth)
Lineage: Eukaryota; Metazoa; Arthropoda; Insecta; Lepidoptera; Tortricidae
Gene: mal
Product: molybdenum cofactor sulfurase
Exons: 7
Coding region: 474-2924 (816 amino acids)
Biological process (GO): Mo-molybdopterin cofactor biosynthetic process
Molecular function (GO): molybdenum ion binding; molybdenum cofactor sulfurtransferase activity; pyridoxal phosphate binding
Source: RefSeq, a predicted model, not a curated record